CCAUCCCUGACCGCGCGUGCGCCGUUGUGGCUGAUGCUGUGGCAGCGCGGCAAUGGAACCCUGCGAGCUGCAGAACGAGCUAGUGUCAGCCGAAGGCCGGAACCGGAAGGCGGUGCUGUGCCAGCGUUGUGGCUCUCGGGUGCUGCAGCCAGGGACUGCUCUUUUCUCUCGCCGGCAGCUUUUCCUCCCCUCCAUGAGGAAGAAGCCGGAUCUGGUGGACGGCAGCAAUCCUGAUGGUGAUCUCCUCGAGGAACACUGGCUGGUUAAUGACAUGUUCAUCUUUGAGAACGUGGGCUUUACCAAGGACGUGGGCAACGUCAAGUUUCUAGUCUGUGCAGACUGUGAGAUUGGGCCCAUUGGCUGGCAUUGCCUAGAUGACAAGAACAGCUUCUAUGUGGCCCUGGAGCGAGUUUCCCACGAGUAACUGAGGGGAUUGGGACUUGGCUCCACCCUAGCUAUAAAGCUCUGCCCACAAGAACCGACACUGAUGUGUCAGCAGUGCUGGCAGACUUCUUGGUACUAAUAUAAGCACCGGUGUUUGCCCUUGAACUUGCAGAGGGCCGGUCCUGUUUCCUCAGGCCUCAGAGCAUGCCUCCUGCUUAGUCCUCUCUGUCACAUGUGUCCUAAAGCCCUUUCCCCUGAUUUGGAACAUGGAAGAACACGCGAGUGCUCUACCAGUGUAGUCUGGUUCCCGGCACUCUGCCUCCGCACCUUGAUGCCAAGCUCUCUUCUUCUCAACAAGAACAACAUUCAUCUUUAGCUAUCACGACGGGAACUAAGAUGCUCACUUGCUAAUAUUUGAAACUCCACCUUUCCUCAUUCUAGAAGCCAAGUGUGAUAGGGUGCACAUCCUUAAUCCUAGCUCUUGUGGGGGUAGAGGCAGGAAGAUCAGGAGUUCAAGGGCAGCCUUAGCUACAUAGCCUGGGCCAAGUGAGAUGUCUCAAAAAACAUAAAGCAUACAAGUAUUUGAGAGUAAUUUCAUUGUAUGUGACCUACUUAUCUACAGUAAUUUAUUCUUUUUAAAAGUAAAACAUUUACAAAUGUCAAUAUUUAAACUUUACUUUAGAUACAUUUUUAGUACUGUGUUUGAGAGCCUUUUUUCCGGGUCGAUAGUGGCAUUUUAUAGUGAGGAUGAGCACGACUCUUCUUCCCUCAGAUCUUGAUCAGGUUUCUCUUUUUAGUCAUUCCUUGCCACUGAUGUCAACCCUAAGGGAAACUCAGCCCUAGCUGUGUGCAGACUGUCUUGUAAACCUGUUCCACGGACAUUUCUAUUGUUAUGGACAAGGUGUUACCUUUUCUUAUUAUUAGCCAACUUAAUGAUUUCCAGUUACUCUGUCCUUUCUCUUCUGGAGUGACUCAGUAGCUUAAAAAGACUCCGUGUAAACAGGUUCAAAUACUGUGUCAUCCUCCCCUCCUCUGAGGGCCUAAACUGAGAUAAGUAGAGACUUCAUUUUUCCUCAUGCCGGAGCUUAGGAAGUGGGGGCAGAUCAAGAGUUCAAGGUCAGCCUCAGUUACUAUAAUAUCAAAUUCAAGGCCAGCCUGUACUACGGAGAUCUUGUUUCAAAUGAACAAAACACAAACAAGUAGGACCUGCAAAAGUGACACUUAGUUAAAAAUGUUUGCUGCUCUUUCAGACGACCUGAGUUCAGGACCUUGCACCCUCAUGGGAGGUUUACUCCAGUUCAAGGAGAUCUGCACCUUCUGGUCCCUGCAGAUGCCUUCAUGUGUGUGGCACCCAUACAAACAAGCGAGUACACGUGCGUACCCACACACACGCACGCACACACGUGAAUAAAAAUUUUACAAAUGUAAAAACAAAAGUUUCUUCCUUGGCAUCUGUUUUCUGAGUGUUCUUCCCUCGCUGAAGCUUUUUAAGGGCUCCCUCUUAAAGAUCCUCUUAAUCAAGUCUUGGGCACGGUUUUACGGGCACCCUGCUCGCUUCCUUCCCCACCCUGAAUCUGAAUGUUCUCUAAGCGGCAAAGGAGAGACCCUGUUUUCCAGCAAAUAGGCACCUUUGUGGGAAGACAGCUGAGAGGACCCGCCCGGGUCAGAAGGAACAACAGACACAGAAGCCUCUAGGACGCAUGACCACUCACGUCACCAGUCAAAGACCUGAACUAAACUAGGCUUAAUUCUGCCCCCUUUUAAAAUCACAGAAACGAUACACGUUCAUCGUAUAUCAGUAUAAGAAUCAGGGUGAAGUUCUACUUAACAUUUCCAUCAGCUCACCAGUGGAAACGUGUAUGUCGUCAGUGUCUUUGUGUACAUGCAAAUGUAGUCUUCAAAGCAAAUGUGAGAUGAUACCGUGUACUCUUUUAUAACUUAUUUUAACAGAAUAGGGAACGUCUUCUUGUCAGUACGCCCAGCUGCGCGCACUAUUGCCAGUGUGCCAUUGUGGUGCUGGCCUAUGCUUUCAGUGAUCCCCUGUUUUGUCGCCUGCAGUUGCUCAUAACAGCACAGCAGCAAGGGUGCUUAACUGUCCUUAGUUCCUUGGCUUUCGCUACAGAAGCAGAGUCUCAGGGUAGGGACGCUGUCACGGCUUUGCAGUAUGGACUCAUUCUUCAAAGCAAACCCCGCCAAUGUGCCCACCCCACCCUCACCCCCGCAGCAGAGGGAAAGAGCAUUCAUUUUCUGCUGAUAACCCUGGGUAUUUUUUUUUAUCAUUAAAAAACAUUUGCCACUUUGACUUUUUUAGAGUGUCUCAUUGUUUUAUUUGUUCUCUGGUAAAAAUUUUCUAUUCCUGCUAGCCACAUUCUUUUGUUUGUUUGUUUGGAGGGUGGUGGUGGUGGAGGUUGUUUGAGACAGGGUCUCCCUAAGUAGGCUUGGCCAACCUGGAACUUGCCGUGUAGACCAAGCUGGUCUCAAAGUCAGCUUGUUUCUUUUUUGGAGAACUGGCAAACAUUGUUGACUCAGUGACCAAAAAACCUUUUUCUGCCAUUUCAGUUUGAUGUGAAUGAAAUAAAGUCAUUUCAACAG
Messenger RNA from Rattus rattus (black rat), 2976 nucleotides. It is a transcript of the gene Rabif, whose product is annotated as RAB interacting factor. The coding region runs from base 53 to 424 and encodes 123 amino acids. Gene Ontology annotation, biological process: small GTPase-mediated signal transduction; post-Golgi vesicle-mediated transport. Lineage: Eukaryota; Metazoa; Chordata; Mammalia; Rodentia; Muridae. The transcript is spliced from 2 exons. The record is from RefSeq and is a predicted model, not a curated record. Gene Ontology annotation, molecular function: guanyl-nucleotide exchange factor activity; zinc ion binding. Gene Ontology annotation, cellular component: membrane; cytosol.